Rotaria socialis is the source of this 456-nucleotide messenger RNA. The record is from the annotation of a GenBank genome assembly. Lineage: Eukaryota; Metazoa; Rotifera; Eurotatoria; Philodinida; Philodinidae.
AUGGAGAAAGAAAUUAUGCUUGCUCCUUCAUCAACGGAACUGCAAGAACUGUUUCGUGAAGCUCAUUUGGCUAAACAUAAAGCAUAUUGUCCCUAUUCAAAAUUUCGAGUAGGAGCUGCUUUAUUAGCAACAAGCGGGAAAAUAUAUUCGGGAUGCAACAUUGAAAAUGCUUCAUAUGCUUUAGCUACGUGUGCUGAACGUACAGCAGUAGUAAAAGCCGUUUCUGAAGGUGAAAAAUCAUUUAAAAAACUUGCAAUUACUUCGGAUGUUGAAUUGGGUUUUACUGGCCCGUGUGGAUCAUGUCGCCAGACAUUAGCUGAAUUUGGUCUUGAUUUAGACGUUUAUCUUGUUAAUGCAAAAAAUGAAUCAAAACUGUAUAAGCUACAAGAAUUAUUACCCAUUGCUUUUACACCAAGUGACCUGGAAAGACCCCGUUCGAAUCAUGAUAUUAUGUAA